AUGGCUUCUGUCCCUAGCCAUUCCUCCCUAUUUUCCCUGGUGCUGAUACUCUUCUUCAUCCAUUUUGCACAAUGUGAAGCCCUAACCCAAGAAUUGAUCGAUAAGAUCUGCCAUGGAACUCAAGACUACAACCUCUGCAUCAAAAUCUUCAAAGACAACGUCAAAUCUCCAACAACAGACCUUGUCGGCCUGACUCAUCUGACUAUUGACUUAGCUCUGAAAAAUGCCAUAGACACAUGUGCUUAUACUCAGAGAAUCCUUGAUGAAGCAACUACUCCAGAAGUUAGAAAGGUUCUUGGAGAGUGUGUGAAGGAUUAUCAGCUAGUUGUGGAGGGUUUUCAGCAAGCUUCUACCGCCUUUGCUGGAAAAAAGUACAAGGAUAUGGUAGCUAAGGAAUCAGCAACGCCAGCAGCAAUAUCUGCCUGUGAAAGGGGUAUGCCUCCUGCUUUCCCAGUGAAUCCAUAUUUCUUUCUGAUUGAAAGGGAUAAGCAGCUGAAAGUUCUCAUUUCCAUGUCUGUGGUCACUGGGAAACUUCUUUGUUCCUGCUAA
Molecule: messenger RNA, 549 nt
Organism: Dovyalis caffra
Lineage: Eukaryota; Viridiplantae; Streptophyta; Magnoliopsida; Malpighiales; Salicaceae
Source: the annotation of a GenBank genome assembly